UGCGCUUUUUCUCCAGGAUUACGGUAUUCGCAUUGAAUGCUGAGACGAAGCUGCAUUUUUCCGCGGGGGGAUGGAUGGGUACGGUACAUACGGUCAUCUCGUGUAUGUGGUGUCUGCCUGCCUGCCUCUGCAGCACUGCACGAGCACCCGCAGCAGCAGCACCACCACCACCACCACCACCACCAGCAAGCAGACGGCGAUCAACAUUUCGGUUUCUUCUUAGCCUUGCCUCUUACCUACAACUCUGCCUACUCUCCACACUCUAGCACUCCAAGGCCCGGCUUGACUGGAUCUGAACAUGCCGGCGGCGCGGAGAGAGGGAUCGGCUUGGGCUGGCUGCUGGCUGCUGGCUGCUGGCUGCUGGCAAGGUCAAGGACCGCGGCGUGUAUCUUUGACACUCCUGAUCAUCCAUCCAUCCAUCCAUUCCAACUCUACAUCCUCCGAGCAUUCCUCCCUUCGACUCCAUCUCUCCCGCAAAUGGCAGAUAUCCGUUAGCUCCACCCGCCUCGCCCCGCCCCGCACCCGCCCUCUUCUUCCUUCAACUCCCUCUCAAUACAUACACCGAUCCAGCCAAAGGUCUCCCAGACAGAUAUUCUUCCCCUCGUUGCGGUUCAAGAGAAGUGAAAAAGGUCAGUAAACUUACAGAGCCCCAUCCCAUCCCCCCGCCACCUAGCGGAUGGACCCUAGAGUACCCUAUGCUACAUACGCCAUUUCUUGUUGUGCGUGGGGAAACUUUUCUUUGACGUUGACGUGAUGUGACUUACACAGU
Tricharina praecox is the source of this 769-nucleotide messenger RNA. RefSeq lists its product as uncharacterized. The record is from RefSeq and is a predicted model, not a curated record. Lineage: Eukaryota; Fungi; Ascomycota; Pezizomycetes; Pezizales; Pyronemataceae. Bases 37 to 495 code for a protein of 152 amino acids. The transcript has a single exon.